Molecule: messenger RNA, 3201 nt
Organism: Malassezia vespertilionis
Lineage: Eukaryota; Fungi; Basidiomycota; Malasseziomycetes; Malasseziales; Malasseziaceae
Gene: TEF3
Product: translational elongation factor EF-1 alpha
Exons: 1
Coding region: 1-3201 (1066 amino acids)
Molecular function (GO): ATP hydrolysis activity; ATP binding; translation elongation factor activity
Source: RefSeq, a predicted model, not a curated record
AUGCCACCGAACACUACUGAUGGCACGACGCAUAUUCCCGCCAAGGACUUUAAGAACUCGGAAGCCGCAGAUGCUGCUCAGGCCGGCCCCAAGCAGGAGAUGAAGGUCGCGCUUUUUGACGAGGAAAAACUCCUCUCAACUGCCGACAAGACCGCUGCGAAAGAGCUUACAAACCUUGUCAAAAUCGAGGGUCCUUUUGCCUUGCGCAAUCUCGGUAUUGAGAAUGUGAUCAAGAAGGGUCUCAAUGACAAGAAGAAUGCUGCUGGCCGUGAGGGUGCUUGUCUCCUCAUCACCACGCUCUUUGAUGAGGGUGUUGGCCAUGAGGUCGAGCCCUUUAUCAUGGAGAGCCUACUUGAGACCAUUGUUGAGGCAAUGGGCGACAAAGAGAAGACCGUCCGCCAGUUGGCCGAGGACGCGCUGCUCCUCAUUGUCCGCAACAUGUCUUCCUGGGCCAUUCCUCAAGUGCUCGACAUCUUUUUGAACCAGAUGCGCACUGCUGGCAAGUGGCAAGUCAAGACUGGCUGCAUUCGCCUCCUUGAGGAGCUAACCCAGCUUCAUGCUGCUAUGAUUGCCGCUGAGAUGACCAAGAUUAUCCCCGUCAUGGCCGAAGUCAUUUGGGACACCAAGACGGAUGUGCAAAAAGCGUCACGGUCCGCACUUGAGAAGCUUACUGCGCUUGUGUCGAACAAGGAUAUUGAGCGCUUUAUCCCUGCGCUUAUCCAGUCGCUUAUCCACCCCGUCGAGGAGGUCCCCAAGACUAUCCAGCUCCUCUCUGCCACCACGUUUGUGCAGGAGGUCGACUCGCCCACUCUUGCGCUUAUGACUCCCCUUCUCUCCCGUGGUCUUUCGGAGCGUCCGACUGCAACCAAGCGUAAGGUUGCUGUCAUUAUCGACAACAUGUCCAAGCUUGUCGACAAUGAGCGUACUGUGCGUCCCUUUUUGCCCAAGCUCUUGCCCGGUCUGAUCAAGAUCGAGACCACCAUGUCCGACCCUGAGGCACGUAGCGUUAUCCAGCGCGCCAUUGCGACCCUGCGCCAGGUCGGAAAUGUUACCGGCGACGGCUCCGACGCGCCGCCUUUGCUUGACGUUGACCUCGCCAAGACCACCGAGCUUGUCAAGAAGCAGCUCGAGGAGAACAAGCUUAGCGGCCCCGACACGCUUGUUUCCUACAUUUCGCAGCUCGUCACCAACCUUGCGAAUGCGCGUGAGUUUGAGUCUAUCGAGUGGGAGAGCACUCUUGUGCGCUACCUGAGCCUCUUGCGCCCAUCUGACGUCGAGGCUUCGCGCAAGAUCACCUCUAGUUUGCUCCAGCUUCUUGCCAAGAGCACCGGUGAGGUGGUUGAGGUGUUUGAGGACGAAGAGGAGGGUGUGGAUCUCUGCAACUGUCAGUUUUCCCUUGCCUACGGUGCCAAGAUUUUGCUCAACACUGCGACGCUUCGUCUGAAGCGUGGCCACCGCUACGGCCUCUGUGGGCGCAACGGUUCCGGUAAGUCGACGUUGAUGCGUGCCAUUCAAAACGGGCAGGUCGAGGGCUUCCCCUCCCCUGACCAGGUCCGUACCUGGUACGUUGAGCACGACUUGGACGGCUCUGAAGGUGAAAUCUCUAUCAUCGACUUUAUCCUUUCCGACGACCGCCUCAAUGUCGAACGCGAAGAGGCGUCCAAGACCCUUCUCGAGAUGGGCUUUGACGAGGAGCGCCAGGCCGGCCCUAUUACUGCCCUUUCGGGUGGCUGGAAAAUGAAGCUCGCCCUUGCCCGUGCCGUCCUCUUCAAAGCGGACAUUCUUCUGCUCGACGAGCCGACGAACCACUUGGAUGUAAUCAAUGUCAAGUGGAUCACUGACUACCUGAACAGCCUCACCGAGACCACCUCGAUCAUUGUCUCGCACGACUCGAACUUCUUGAACAAUGUCUGCACCGACAUUCUCCAUCUCAACCGAUUCAAGAUCAAGCGGUACCCCGGCAACCUCGACGCUUUUGUCAAGCGUGUGCCCGAGGCGCGUGCCUAUGUCGAGCUUGCCUCUGGCGAAGACUACUCGUUCAAGCUUCCCGACCCGCCGCUGCUGGAUGGUGUGAAGACCAAAGAGAAGUCGCUGGUGAAGAUGAAAAAUGUCGUCUACCAGUACCCCAACACCCCGCGUCCUCAGCUCCGUGGUGUCACGAUGCAGCUCUCGCUCUCUUCGCGUGUCGCUGUGCUUGGCCCCAACGGCUCUGGUAAGUCCACGCUGGUCAAGCUGGUUGUCGGUGACACGGAGCCGGCAGAGGGUGACGUCUGGAAGCACCCCAAUCUGGUCAUUGGCUACGUUGCCCAGCACGCGUUCCACCACAUUGACCAGCACCUUGACAAAACUCCCCUCGAGUACAUGCUCUGGCGUUACCAGACGGGUGAGGACUUGGAGGAGCACAUGAAGGCCAGCCGCCAGCUCAGCGAGGAGGAGGAGAAGGCGAUGAAGAACGGCGCUAUUUUCGAGCACGAGGGUGUCAAGCGCAUCAUUGACGACAUUGUCGGCCGCAAGAAGCUCAAGAACUCGUUCCAGUACGAGGUCUCGUUCAAGAACAUGAGCUCUGCGGAAAACUUUUGGCUUAGCCGUGACGAGCUUAUUCGCCGUGGCUUUGAGAAAAAGGUCAUGCAGGUCGACUCGCGCGAGGCGCAAAAGGCUGGUAUGCUUCGCCCACUUGUGCGUCGCGAGAUUGAGAAGCACUUUGAGGACUUUGGUCUUGAGCGCGAGUUUACCUCGCACAACACCAUGCGUGGUCUCUCGGGUGGUCAAAAGGUCAAGGUGGUGCUUGGCGCUGCCACAUGGCGUAUGCCGCACAUUAUCGUGCUCGACGAGCCGACCAACUUUUUGGACCGCGAGUCCCUUGCCGCGCUGAUCAAUGCUAUCCAGACGUUCGAGGGCGGUGUUGCGAUUAUUACCCACUCCCAGGAGUUCUCUGAGGGCACCUGCAAGGAGAUCUGGAGGAUGCAGGACGGUUCGCUGCACGCCUCGGGCCACAACUGGGUCGAGGGCCAGGGCUCUGGCGAGCGUAUCGACAAGAAGAAGACUGAAGAGGAAGAGACCAAGUUCGACGCGCUCGGCAACAAGAUCGUCGAGGAGAAGAAGAAGAAGAAACUCACCUCCUCUGAUGCACGCAAGGCCAAGAAGGACCGCAUUGCGCGCCGCAAGCGUGGUGAGGAGGUCUUCACCGACGACGAGUUGUAA